AGUGCGUGUGUACUCCAUGGUGUCUGGUUACAAGAGUGGCUUUGGGAAUUCCCCAGGAAAACACCUACGCAGCCACACGUCCUUUUCUGGGCAAAGUGGACUACAUCAAGCCGCUCACAAAGUGAGCAAUUUGCACUCGUAUAAUGCUCCGGACAUGGAGGGAAUCUGAGGCUUGUGCAGCAGCGCGUGCCGCUGUUGUUUUGGAAUUCGUCCAGAAAAAGCUCAUCUUCUUCCCCUGAAAACAUCAACAGUGUAACACCGAAUUCUUCUGGAUAGAAGCGAAAUCGGUGCACUGUCGUGUCGAUAAAAAGUUGUUUGUUAGCAAAGGCAGUUUCUCUCUUUACGGGUGACAUCAUUACAACGGCUGUUUCAGACAUAAAUGGAGGGGUCGCAAGAUCUUCACGACGAAUCUCGGAGACAGAAUGCACGGCCUGGACCGAACUCCGCGAUGGAGAAACAGGGGGGCAUGGACGCUGUCCCGGAUGACUGGUGUGACAGCGGGCUGGACUCUUUCAGCGGAGUCGGAUUCGGUUUUGAGGGUCCCUUUGCUACUUACGCCGAGGCCGAGCAGAUAUGGACACCUGCUCCGUCAGGUGAACUCGAAAUCAAGACAUCUGCAGGCUGUUUUUUAAUUGGCGGCGGAGAGAGGCUCGAUUCAGCCCUUGGGGACUCGAUUAAUGACGAUGUGGUCGUUGGAAGCCUCUCAGACGGGAUCGGUACAAUGAUCCUGAGCGAGCUUGCAGGUACAGAUAGACUGGAAGUGUCAAACUCUGAGGAGGGUCGGCAGCGGAGGGAAGAAGAGCUCUUCAAAACGCGCAACUUUCUGUCAGAGGAUGGUGACACUGUUCUCCAUUUGGCGCUGAUUCACGAGCAAUGGGGCUUUGUUCAGUACCUGCUUGAAGAAAUUAAGUUGGACAAUAGCUGGACUCCAUACCUGGACAUUCAAAACGAACUGGGGCAGACACCGCUACAUUUAGCAGUCAUUGUAGACCGGAGUGAGUGUGUUCGGGCGCUUUUAUGGAGUGGGGCAAGUGCAGAGCUCCAAGAGAGGGGCGGUAACACACCUUUACACCUGGCUGUAAGAGAGCUUCGCACAGCCUGUGUGAGAGAGUUGACCAGCUGCCCACUGACCCCUCUAGUGCACUUGAAUGUCACUAAUUAUGCAGGUGUGAGUGCACUGCACCUGGCCGUGUUGAAGGGCGAUUGUGACAUCAUCAGAAUGCUGCUGGAGGCAGGGGCAGAUGCCAAUCAGCCGGAUCUAGGGUCAGGUCGGUCUCCAUUGCACUGGGCGGUAGAAGGUCAGAGGUCCGCAGUUGUGGAGUUACUAUUGAGUGCUGGUGCAGUGGUGAAUCAGCGCUCUUAUGCAGGCCACACCCCACUCUAUUGUGCCCUCUACAGACCUAACAAAGAGGUGCAGGCCCUACUUAGAGCCAACGGGGCCAUAUACACACAGGAGGAUGAAGAGGAUGAGUACAGAGAGAGUGAGGAGGAGGAGUUUGAUGAUGUCAUAAUUAAUGGACAGCGGGUUCUGUAGCUAUAUCGGACGCUACUCUGGCUUUAGAGGCUUUCAACUCCAGCUGAAACAUUGUGGUGUCGGAGUAUAUGCGGUGGAGGCUGCUGUGUUUGUGUGUGAUCAUAUGUAAUUUGUUUUACGGUACAAUAUGAUUUCAGAAUGCAGGUUUGGGUUCAAGCUGAUGGAGUUCAUAGAGAUUUAGUUAAGGUGGAUCCAGGUUAUAUGAGCUUUUAUUUAAAAGUGUCUAAAAACAAUACAAAUGGAGGCAGCUUUUCAUUUAGUAAAACCUCUCCUUCCACCGUGUAUAUGCUACACACGAGUGGCACAACUGUGAUUCUCUGAUUAGUGGGUAGAUUCAUUAUGAUCCACCUGAUUAUCACAGUGGCUUCAUUCUUUAUUUUUAAAACAAAAUUAUUAGCUGAUUUUAAAUGAGGAAAUUAAGUGAAAAUGAAUGGUUUUUAAUAAACUGGCUAUUGCUUGUUGUUACUUAUGUACCAAAAAUUGGAUGUUUAUUGAGUGCAGUGUAACUGUCUCUAUGGUGAUGACCCUUCUAACUAUUCAUUGUGUAUAUUUACAGGGGGUAGCUUUUUUUUCUUAUUAUAAUUUAGUAGCCAUGAGAGGUGGAUAUGUUGGACGGACUGUAGACCAGACAUGGAUGAAAGUGUUCUUUUUAUGCAUAACAAAGCAGAUGUCAAUGUGUUUAGUGCACUUUCAGAGGGAUAGUCACCUUAACAGCAGCACUGAAUCCCACAAUACACUAAGCCAUUUUACAACAACAAAUUCAGAACUCGAACGCACAGAAAUCGAAUCAGACUUAAAUUCCAGAUCUAGGGUUGUUCAUAUCUGAGAUUUGACCAACAGUGAGAUUAUCAUAUUGUUUGAAUUGUAAUGCAUCUAACAAACAUUCUAAAUAACCAGUGGUCAACCAAUAUCGCAGAGGCUGGUAAAUCGGCCGAUAUUUGGUAUUUUAAAUAAUCGGCUAUUAAAUUAUUUUUACAUUUUCCUGUCUGGCCGAUUAGUUUCUUAAGCUGCAACGACACAGAGAAUCGCCUGCUUGCACGCUAAGGAGUGUCUGAGACAUGUAAAUGACCAAUCACAGUUUUUGUUGUAACAUGCCAUCGUGUUACAAUAAAAAUAUGCCGGUGUGUAAACCUGCAGUAUAAUUAAAUGUCAUACUGACUGCACUGUAUAUUCAAGUUUGAUUCGAUCUUCUUUUGAAAUAAUCUGAUUACUAAUGUGCACAUACUGUCUGUGUUUGCUUGGGGUUAUUGCCUUCUUCCGAUUGUAUUACAGUUUCUUUAUGUGCAAACCAUUAAUAAAAUGGGAAGAAUAAACAGAAAUCAAGAGAAACUGCUAUCUACCGUCCAUAGUGCAUAAUUUUAGUUUUUAACCAUUUUUAAUUCUUCAAGUUUGAGUAAGCAUAAUGCUUAAUAAAAGUAGUUUUUUUUUUGCCAAUUUAUUUAUAUGUAAUUUACUUUUAUAUUAAAUCAUGUGAUAUAUUGACAAUAUAUCGACCUAUUGGACACCAUUCUCUUUGGAUAUCAACAUCGACCAUUAAAAAACCCAUAUCGGUCGACUUCUAGAAAUUACAUUACUGAACAGUUUUUUUUUUUUUUUUGGCUCAUUACAUAAUUUAAAAUAUUUGAAAGGUAUUUUUGCAAUUUAUAUAAAAGUAGUGAAUGGUGAUCUGUGUGAUGGCAUGAUGGUUUUGGACAUUUCCUGUCACCUAUUAGAAGGUCUGUUUAAGAUUUUCUGUUUUCUUUGGGCAGGAAAGUAUAUUUUUAGCUGAUAAUGAUUGGUGCCCUCUGUUGGUGAUAUUGUGUCUCCUGCUUUUUUAAAUUGGUACAGAUAUUCUAAAUCAGGGCUCCUGAUCUACCUUUAAUUGUCCUCUGUGAGUUGACUGUAUACUGUUGACAGAAUAAGUGUAGUCCUAUUUUAAAUUACAAGAUUAAUGAGAAUAUAUUAUUAAAGAAGGUCAGGCUUGACCUUGUUCUCUAGGAAACCAGGUCAGCUUAACAGGCAGGGAAAGACAGAAAAAACUGAGAUUUGCAGUUGAUUUUGGGGGCACCUGGAUUUUCCUUUGAAAGCAUCUAAUCUAUGUAUAAAGAAAAAGGCUACAAAGUGACAGAUGUUUCUCUCCUGUACGUAUUUCUCUUUACUUGGUGAUGGGUGAUGUGAUUUAUAAACCUCUUAAAACUAUUCAAAUGGACAAUAAACA
Molecule: messenger RNA, 3731 nt
Organism: Xyrauchen texanus (razorback sucker)
Lineage: Eukaryota; Metazoa; Chordata; Actinopteri; Cypriniformes; Catostomidae
Product: NF-kappa-B inhibitor alpha-like
Exons: 6
Coding region: 380-1534 (384 amino acids)
Biological process (GO): cellular response to lipopolysaccharide; signal transduction
Cellular component (GO): cytosol
Molecular function (GO): protein binding
Source: RefSeq, a predicted model, not a curated record